GGUAAAUAUUGCUACGACUUCGGUCCUGGCCAUAGUCGUUGACCACAGCUAGCCUGCCUUUGACCUCAGUCUCUGCUUUAAGAAACGGCCUCUAAAAAGGGACAAGUCACUGCUAUAAGAUCUUCAUGCUUAUGAUUGAUAUGGAUAUUACACCCGGUGAGGCGGCGAUUCGAUGGUGGACGUGGCCGACCAACAGUCCAGCAAGCGCUCGGGCAAUGUGGCCGCUGGUAAUGGCCGCGUGUUCGCGCACACCGGCGUCAACCCUACGGUGGAGCCGGGGCUGAACGUCCCUGCAGUUGCCUUCAACGCCAGUACAGCGGCGGUGCUGUGGGAGCAGCCGGGGCUGGUGGGCUCGUGCGGUCCGGGCGGCAUACAUGCAGGUGCUGCCGCAGCGGGGCGCCGUGUUGCUGGGGCUGACCAGCUCGUGGGGCGGAGCCACGCCCCCAUACAGGUUCACAUGCCCCGGCUGCUGUCCGCAGCUGUGGACCCUGCCCAUGGGCGGCCGCUUCUGCGCCUCGACGCCCCAGUACCUGCCUGGUUCGGACCUGCUGCUGCUCGCCGCCCUGUCAGAGGACCGCAGAUCACUGGAGCUCACGACUCUGCCCGCGGCCCUGGGCCGCACCUGCCCGCAGCGGCCCGCAGAGCAGGACACGGGCGCUGCGGCGUGGAAGUCUGCUGCGUGCGGUCUGGACUCCAUCUGGCCGGGGUCCCCGCUGGUGUCGGGCGGCGUGGUGUACUUGAUCUGUGCAACCUCGGUGAGCAGCGCUGGUUCGUGUGUGAUGGGACAGUGUCAAGGCAGGUUGGUAAAGUCCCGUAGGGUGCAGCUGAUUCCCAGAACCCAGCAGAUGACAAACAAUAUGCAACGGCAGGGCAGGAGUACGCGGCCGGUCGAACGCCGGAGUUACUGUACCGACGAGUUGCUGGCUGGCUGGAAUGCGCAUUCCUCACGCUCCGGGCGCCCGGCCAGGCGAUAGCACCACACAGACACACCGCAACGCCACACUCGCGAGGCAGUGCCGCAUUCCCCUCAUGUGAGCAGCGCUGGUGUGUGCAUGUGCGCGGUAUGAGCACGUGUGAGCACUGGUGCCACGGUAGUGAAGGGUCUGCUAGGUCUUUACCGCAUGCUGCGCAAGAUGCUGCGUGCUGUACGGUAUCCUCGCCUGCGGUUCAUCCUCCCUCGUGUCAUGACAUUUGCCCAUAACAUGAUGCUUAUGGGGCACGCCCCAUGGAUCGCUUGGCGGUCCGCUAGUGUGCCAUUCGAUUGGGCCAGGGCGUGCUGGGGAAGUGCAGCUAGCCAGAAACUUGGAACCGUGACGACCCGUGCGCAGAACUUGGUUCUGACCGCCAUCCGGCGGGCCGCUGAGUGUACAUCACAUGCUUCUACAC
Molecule: messenger RNA, 1386 nt
Organism: Chlamydomonas reinhardtii
Lineage: Eukaryota; Viridiplantae; Chlorophyta; Chlorophyceae; Chlamydomonadales; Chlamydomonadaceae
Exons: 5
Coding region: 173-817 (214 amino acids)
Source: RefSeq, a predicted model, not a curated record